UAUGAAUUAAGAUAUUUAGACAUAAGAACAAUUGAUUGAGUACUUAACUUCAAUUGACUAGUAACAUUUGAUAACAUAUAUUAACAAUUAUACUCAAUAAUAGAUUACUGAAUUCAUAGAUCAAAUAAAUCAACUUAAUAAGAAUUAUCCAGGUGGAAUCUAAGAAUAUGCAAAUAGAGCAAGAAAAGUAUAAAAUAAAUAUAUAUAUUAAGUUAUUACUUGAUGCUUCUGAAGAUGUUAAUCCUUUUGCUGAAUAUACUGCUCAUGUACCAUAAGGAUAAAAUGUAGAUAUUUAUUCUGAUGAAUAUUCACGAUUGGAAUAAUUGGGAGUAGAGGAAAUUAAAGAUACAUGUUUUGUAUUAGUUGCAGGUGGUUUAGGUGAGAGAUUAGGUUAUGAUGGAAUUAAAGUAGCUUUACCAAUAGAAUUAGUUACUAAUACAACUUACUUAGAAUAUUAUUGUUAAUUUAUACUGAAUUUAUAAAAAAAACAUGGAAAUAAAUUAUUACCAUUUGCAAUAAUGACAUCAGAUGAUACUCACAAAUUAACUUUAUAAUUAUUGGAAAAUAAUUUAUAUUUUGGAUUAUAAAAAGAAUAAGUUUCUUUAAUUAAAUAAGAAAAAGUACCAGCCAUGUUGGAUAAUCUUGCUCAUUUUGCUCAAGUUCCAGGAAAAUUAUUAAUAGAUACUAAACCACAUGGUCAUGGUGAUAUUCAUACAUUAUUAUAUAUGUCUGGUUUAGCAUAAAAAUGGAAGAAUGAAGGAAGAAAAUGGUUAUUUAUAUUUUAAGAUACAAAUGCAUAAGCCUUUAGAGCAUUACCAGUAGUUUUAGGAGUAAGUAAAGAAAAUAAAUUUGAAUUAAAUUCUGUUGUUGUAAGUCGUAAACCUGGAGAAGCUGUUGGAGCUAUAUGUUAUUUAGUUGAUAAAAAUAAUAAAGGAUUAACUUUGAAUGUUGAAUAUAAUUAAUUAGAUCCAUUAGUCAAAGCUUAAGGUGGUGAACCUGUAGAUGAAUAAGGAUUUUCUAAAUAUCCUGGUAAUAUUAAUUGUCUAUUGUUUUCAUUGAAUGAAUAUGAAACAGUAUUAUAAGAAACUAAAGGAUUGAUAGCUGAAUUUAUCAAUCCUAAAUAUGCAGAUGCUACAAAAACUAAGUUUAAAUCAUCAUCCAGAUUAGAAUGUAUGAUGUAAGAUUAUCCUAAACUUUUGGGACCACAAAAUAAAGUAGGAUUUACAGCUUUGAAUAGAAGAUUUUGUUUUUCAGCUUGUAAAAAUGAUCUUGCUACUGCUUUAACUAAAUAGAAAUCUAAUUUACCAUUAGAAUGUGCAGGUUCAUCAGAAAAUGAUUUCUAUUGGCUUAAUGCAGAAUUAUUAAGAAUGGCAGGUGUUAAAAUUCCUGAUUAAAUUUCAGAUGAAGUUAAUUAUAAUGGAUUAGAAUUCAAAUUUGGUCCAAAAAUUGUAUUACACCCAUCAUUUGGUGUUACUCUAUCUGAAAUUAAAUCUAGAAUAAAAGGAAGUAAGAUUAUUUAAUUAUUUUUAUAGAUGUUUAAAUUUCAUCAAAUUCAACUGUAAUUUUAGGUGGAUAAGCAGAAUUACAUUCUGUAAAUAUAGAUGGUUAUGCUUAAUUAUUUGGAAAUGGUAAAUUAAUAUAAUUUAAUUUAUAGGUUAAUUUAAUGUUGAUAUUAAAGAUACUAAUGGACCAAAAUUAGUAGCAUUAGAAUAAUAAGAUGGUGUACCUGGAUAUAUAAAGAUUAGGGGUUAUAGAUUAUAAAAAUGAGAUAUAUAUUAAUAAGAUUAGAAUUUAC
Messenger RNA from Paramecium primaurelia, 1795 nucleotides. The record is from the annotation of a GenBank genome assembly. NCBI's taxonomy places the organism in Eukaryota, Ciliophora, Oligohymenophorea, Peniculida, Parameciidae.